GUUGUACCGAAAAAUUCAAUUCCUUUCUUCCCCUCCCACUCUGAGCCCCACUGAGCUGAGCGAUAUUUUCGAGCCUUCUCCUCCCGAGCCUUCUCCAACAAUUCCGAGCUGAUUCGCAUUUUCGAGCCUCCUCAUUUUCCAUCAACAGACUGCAUCUCCGAAAUCUCCUUACAUCAAUUGACUUCUGCGGCGUCGCUCUUCGUUUACUUCUUCUUACCUACAAACGGGACUUCUUCUCUACGCUACCGAUACCCGUCAGACUUCCGACCAAUAGCCUCGCAUUCAUUUUUACAAGCAGUCUGCUUUAUCCUGCCGCACCUUCAAGCUAAUGAAAUCUGCCAUGAACCCUGCAUGUUUGAUUUGGGCAGUCUCAUGACCCUCGUUUAAAUGGUGAAUUCCUGGAAAGUUAUUCCGUUGAUCAUCCAAGUUCCCGUUUUCCGCACACUUGUCUCCAUCUUUCAUGUCCAGAUUAAUUGUUGUAGUUGGGGCUACCGGCCAGUGAGAUCCAAGCCCCAUACUGUACAUCGCAGUUCAAUCCUUGGAUGCUGAAUUUUUCCUAGACAGGGCAAUUCCGUGGUCGACUUUCUCUUGAAGGAACCACACAAUUUCACCGUUCGUGGUCUGACCCGUAACCCUGGAUCUCCCGCUGCAAAGGAUUUGGCUGCCAAGGGCGUGGAAGUCGUCAAGGCCGAACUUGAUAACCUCGACGAAGUAACCUCUGCCUUUACCGGUGCGUGGGGAGUAUUCGGCUUGACCCAGUUCUACGAGCACGGCUAUAAGAAGGAACAGCUUCACGGAAGGAAUAUCGUCGAUGCCGCCAAGACUGCUGGAGUGAUGUACAUCGUUUUCAGCACCGUUGAAGGACGAGAGGGAGAAUGUAAGGCCAUUAGUUGGACGUCCAAGGCCGAGAUAGAGGAUAGAGUAAUCGAAUCCGGGAUUCCCUACACCUUCGUAUACAUUCCCAUGUAUUACGAAAACUUUUGGACGAGUUUCUUCGCACCAAGUUACGAUGAAGAAAAGGGCUUCACAUGGACAAUCGCGUUCAUGCCUGAUAUUCCUAUUUUCGCCUUCUCCGUCUCAGACCUAGGCGCGUGGGUAGUUCCGGCUUUCAGAGAGCCAAAAGAAUGGACAGGCGAGUCGCAUUGUUUACUUUAUUCAGCGAGACCUUCAUCUAUCAUCCUCCAAGGCAAAGCGAUCAAACUCGUCACCGAAUUCCUUUCUAUUCGCGACAUUGCCACACAGUUUAGCGAAGUUACUGGGGAGAAGGCCGGAAUCGCGCUUGAAAUGGCCUAUGAGCAGUUCGAGGCCUCACGAUAUGCCAACCAUCCCGCUGCAGAAUCCAUGUACUUCUCUUGGGAAUAUGUUAUCCGCGCUGGUCCAAAUAGUGGAGUCAGAAGUCAGGAGCAAACACUCUCCAUUUACCGAGAUGCUAAGAAGUACCGGGAGUGGGUGAAGGACAGUCCCCUCGUGAAAAACGUUGUCGCGAAACUGAAGGGGGAAGCUGCUGCCAAGAAGUCUGCAUAGCUUAGUGAAUGUACGAAUCUCUUGAAGAGAAGUGAUACUGUAACUUACUGUUGUACUUCGUAAGUUACUACCUG
Molecule: messenger RNA, 1598 nt
Organism: Marasmius oreades (fairy-ring Marasmius)
Lineage: Eukaryota; Fungi; Basidiomycota; Agaricomycetes; Agaricales; Marasmiaceae
Exons: 2
Coding region: 835-1524 (229 amino acids)
Source: RefSeq, a predicted model, not a curated record